Molecule: messenger RNA, 3305 nt
Organism: Ceutorhynchus assimilis (cabbage seed weevil)
Lineage: Eukaryota; Metazoa; Arthropoda; Insecta; Coleoptera; Curculionidae
Source: the annotation of a GenBank genome assembly
AACAGCUUAACCUCACAAAUUAAAAUUACAAAUUAAAAACAAGAGGUUCCUGUAUGAAAUUUAUAAUGUAUUUUAUUUGUUUUGUAAUUUGUUGUGGCGUGGCAUAUUUGGGAAGCCACAUGCUGUUCUUACGGUGAUAACAUCACAAACCUGAAAUAUUUUGCAAUUAAAGUAUUUAGUGUAAGUUAGUACCAAACUAAAAAAAACACACCUAGCAGUAUAAGAUAUGUUGAAGUUCAAUAAGCCAGCAAUUGUGAUAGUCGGUGCAGGAGCUGCAGGAAUAGCAGCAGCCACUAAACUUAUUUCCAACGGUUUCAAUAAUGUUACAGUAUUAGAAGCUGAGAACCGAAUUGGAGGAAGACUGUAUUCAGUUCAUUGGGGAGACACGAUUGUGGAUUUAGGAGCACAAUGGGUUCAUGGAGAAAAAGGCAACAUAGUUUACGAAACAGUGAAAGAUUUAAAUCUUGUCAGCCAUGCUGAGCUCAACGGCUACAAAAAUUUUAAAUUUUACACCUCAAACAACUCAAAAUUUGAUGAAAAUUUUACACGAAGACUCUGUACAAUUGCUGAAGGCAUUUUCGAUGGCGAGUAUGGAUCUAAAAACAGUCAUAAUACUAGUGGAACAUAUGCUUCAUAUUUCUUAGACAAAUUUGGUGAGAUAGUCACACAAGAAUUCGGCAAAGACAAUCAGAAAGUCCAAAAAGUUUUUGAAAUGAUUGAAGAGUUUUACAGCAAGUUUGUAUUAUGUUUCGAACCAGCUGAUAAUUGGCAUGAAAUUUCUGCAGCUAGUCUUGAUACUUAUCAAUAUUGCGAAGGUGAUCAGCUAAUUAAUUGGAGAGAAAACGGUUAUUCUACAAUACUUGAUGUUUUAAUUUCCAAAAUUCCGAAUGUUUCAAAAGAAGGCUUCCUCAAAAAUAUCCAAAUCAACAAGGAAGUCACUAAAAUAAUUUGGAACCAAAACGCCCAAGUACAAAUCCAGUGUAGUGACGGCACUUCUUACCUAGCCGAUCACGUGAUAGUCACAACAUCAGUGGCAGUUUUAAAGCACAAUCAUGCAAAUUUGUUUGAACCAAGUCUUCCAAGUUAUAAAAUUAAUUGCGUGGACAAUAUCCCCUUAGGUACCAGCCAUAAAAUAUUUUUAAAAUUUCCUGAGAAAUGGUGGAGCGAUGAUCAGGGUUUUAGUUUUUUGUGGACUCGAGAAGAUAAGGAGAACUUGGAGACGGAGUUUCCUGGUGGACCAAAACACAACGGCAGGUAUUGGUUAGAAGACAUUUUUGGUUUUUACCCAGUGGAAAACCUUCCAAAUAUUUUACUUGGUUGGGUAGUUGGACCAAUGACUGAAGAAAUUGAAUGUUUGCCAGAUGAAUACGUUCAAAAAGCUUCUAUGUUCCUGUUGAGAAAAUUCAUUGGAUCUAUGUAUGAAAUUUCAGAACCUUGUAGCAUUUUGAGGUCUAAAUGGGGCACUAAUCCACAUUUUCUCGGUGCCUACUCUUACAUAGGAACAAACACAAUAAAGAGUGGAGCAACGCAUGAGGAUUUAGCUAAACCGCUUUUGGUAAAUGGGAAAGAAGUUGUAUUAUUUGCUGGAGAAUCUACUCAUUCUAAGUAUUUUUCUACUGUUCAUGGUGCUAUCGAAUCUGGAUUCAGAGAAGCUGCUAGGUUAACAGAUUUAUACAAAAGCCCAAAUUAUCACAAAAUAGUAAUCGUCGGUGCAGGCUUGGCAGGUCUAGGAGCAGCAAAGCAGUGUCAAAAAAACUCAAUUGAAGAUUUUCUUAUACUUGAAGCACAAGAUGAAGCAGGAGGUCGCAUUAAAACAAUAUUUGUUGAUGGUAAGCCUUUGGAUCUAGGAGCACAAUGGAUGCACGGGAAGAACAAUCCAUUAUAUACUUUAGCAAAAGAAAAUAAUUUACUGGCAGGUGGAUAUAUUUUAUUUUUCAGUUUAAUACGUGUUGAGAAAUUUGGUUUGAUUUUAGACUGGGAAUCUGAAGAAGGUAGUGGCCUAUACAUAAGAAGCAAUGGCGAAAUUGUUGAUCAAUUUAUCGUAAAUAGAGUAUCAUUGAAAGUAGGCGAAAUAUUGGACGAUUGUGCAAAGUUUGUUAAUGCAGAGAAUAAUCAUCCUUCAUCAUUAAAUGUUUUUUUAGAUGAAGGAUUUUCUAAAUUUUUGAACAAAACAAAUUUAAACGAAACUGAUAUUUCUAAAGAGUUAUACGAGUGGCAUACAAGAUUUCAAGUGAUAGACAAUUCAUGUAAAGACUUAUCAAGAUUAAGUGCUAAAGGUUGGGGGGAAUAUGUUUGUUUAGAUGAUGAAGCUCAUUCCAAUUUAAAAUAUGGAUAUCAACCGUUGAUACAGACAUUACUAGAUAGUCUCCCAGAUAAAUGUAUCCAGUAUAACGCUGAGGUUAUCAAAAUUAAUUAUACCAAAGACAAAAAAGUUAGGAUCGAUGUUAAAGGAGACCAAUCAAUAAUUUGUGAUCAUUUAAUUUUAACACCUUCCUUAGGGGUUUUAAAAGAUUUUAAGGGUUUAGAUGCUGUACUAUCAGAAAAUUUAAUUCAAAAUAUUCAGAAUAUGGGCUUUGCAGGCAUUUGCAAGAUAUACUUGUUUUAUGAGAAAAGAUGGUGGAGCGAUAGUAAAGGUUUCCAAUUACUUUGGACCCAAGACUGUGAAUUUACCGAGAAAGAUUCGUGGCUGCGGCAAAUAACCGGUUUCGAUGAAGUAUUCAAUCAUGAAACAGCCCUAAUGGCAUGGGUUGGUGGCGAUGCUGUGCAGAAAGUGGAAAGUUUGCAGACGGACGAAAUUGGCGUACAGUGCACGGAUUUGCUUCGCAAGUUUCUCACAAACCGUUAUUCGGUACCAGCUCCCAGUAAAGUUAUAAGGACCCAGUGGCUUUCGAACCCAUACGUGAAAGGCAGCUAUUGCCACAUAACUCCAGAAUGUGACGCUCCGAAUUCCGGAAUCCGGGCGUUGAGAAAGCCUGUGAUGGUUGACGACGUGCCCCGGAUUAUUUUGGCCGGAGAAGCCAUUCAUCCGUCACAUUAUUCGACGACACACGGCGCUUACGAGUCAGGACUAGAUCAGGCUCAAGUUAUUUGCGAUUUUAUUUCCAGGUCAGAUAGAUAGGUUUGAUGUUCAUGCAUAAAUUAGUUCACAUUUUGGUGUUUUAUUUUACAUAUCAGUUUAGCGAGUUCUAUAAAGCUCUACGAUGUACUAUGUGAAAUUUAUAUAGGAUUUAUUUUCGGUUUUUAGUUAGAUAUUUUAAAUAAAUAGUUAGAUACGUGUCUGUGACGAAAUAGUUUUUUUUUUUCAC